UAGAGGUACCCGCCCACAUCCCAGCUCCCAGGCGCGCAUGCGCCAUAGUAAGUGGACCUGUUAUUAUUUAUGUGGGGUCCAAGAUGGCAGCGGCACAUAGAGAGGCCAAAGCGGUGGGGCAGGAGGUGGCGGCGGUAGCAGCAGCAGCUAGGAAACAAUAAUAAGGGAGCCGUCACCAGCGGAAGGCAAGUUUGCACCUGGUACGGGGACUGUGAAUAAACCGGAGGAACUCGCAGGACGCGCGAAAGAAAUUGUUCUCGGCAGCUGUGAGAGACUGUGUGUGUGAGUGAGAGAGGAAGGAAUGGCGGAGCCGCGUAGGGUUCCGUUUGUAAGUCUGUCACCCAUGAAACCACGCGAGACCGGCCCAGUCCUGACUGUGGAACAGCAGCACCAGCGAACCCCACCUCCCCUGCAGCCGCCGGCACAAAGGCCACCGCAGCCCCGGGCCGCACAGCAAGCCAUGCUACAGCACAGGCCUUCCCAGCAAGCGCUGGCUCACCGGCUGCAACGGGAACCCACGGCUCCUGCCAUAGAGACUGGCAUCUGUCAUGUACUGGCCAAACCCGAGGGGGCUGACCGGCCCCGAGUGCCAGGGACUGUGAGGCUGGAGUUGGCACUAACUGAUCCCACAGAGGAGGGCUGUGCGGAAUUUAGUUACCCUGAGCUGCUGCAGAAAGAGCAGAGGGCAGGACGGAUCCCGGUUGCGGCCAAGGAAGUCGCUGGACAGUCAAAGCCUCCGCCAUCUCACGAUCCAUUUAAUGACGAAGAACGAGAGAGGCUAGAAGUAGAAAACUUGGCUAAGAAGUUUGAAGCCAAAUAUGGAGUGAAAAGUCAUCAUCAUCGUAAAGACCGUAUGCAAGAUCUGAUUGAUAUUGGUUAUGGCUAUGAUGAGACAGACCCCUUUAUUGACAACUCUGAGGCAUAUGAUGAAUUGGUGCCAGCUUCAUUGAAUACAAAAUAUGGAGGAUUUUACAUCAACACAGGAACACUGCAAUUUAGGCAGGCUUCAGAUUCAGAAAACGAAGAUUUUGUUGAGAAUAAGAAGCACAAAUCAUCAAAAGUAUCGAAAAUUAAAGAUGAGGAGCGAUCCUUGAAGAAACGAAAGAGGAAAGAGGAGAGCACGGAGAAAGAGAAGCCUAAGAAAAUAAAAGCUGCUAAACAGAUAGGUGUCAUGGCCUUCAAUUCCCACAAACCAGACAAGAAAAAGAAAAAACUUUAUAAAGACUCUAUGGCCCUUGCUGCCAUGCUGCGGAAAUUUCAAAAAGAGAAAGAUGCCAUACAUAAAAAAGUAAACAAACCGAAUCCACCAACUGUAACUGUGGUUAAUGCUGCCCCUAAACCAGUCUCUGCUGCUUCUAAUGAUUUGUCUGACCUUGGACUUGGCGCUGAUCCAGUUCUUGCAAUCUUUGGCAGCGAGAGGGAACUCAUGCAGGAAGCAGAAAGUGCUCUGGAGAUGCUAAGUGACUUUGAUUUUGAUAAGCUUUUGGAUUCUGCAUCUAAUGACAGCCCAGCAGGUUCUGACCUUGGAGAGAAUGGUAGCAUUGGGCAAUCUGUAAACCCUGCUGAGGUGCAGCUACCGAAACAAGUGCCACCUCUUCCUGAGGGACUUCCAGCUCCGUUGGAAAAACGUAUUGCUGAUUUACGAGUGGCUGCUAAAAUGUUUGAUGAAGAAGGUCGGAAGAAAUUUUUUACUCAAGAGAUUAACAACAUUUUGUUAGAUAUUGAACUGCAGUUACAAGAACUAAGUCCCGGUAACAGGAAUGGUGUUUAUGGCCAUAUAGAGGCAUUUGUGCCAUGCAGUAAAGACACACUUGUCAAGCGCUUGAAAAAACUUCAUCUUCACAUACAGGACGAUCUUUUAAAAGAACCUCUUCAAAGGCUGAAACUUGCUAUUAGCAAUGUUAUGCCUGCUCAGCUAAACCGAUAUCAAGAGGAGUGCCAAGCACAUACUCAGGCCAAAAAUGCAAAGCACCAAGCUGAGGAUGAUCGGGAUCGAAACCCAUCUGAAGAGGAUGAUGAGGAGAAGCCUGGUAAAAGAGUAAUGGGACCACGAAAAAAGUUUUGCUGGGAUGACACUUUAAGAGAUUUGCUCUGUAAUCUUGUAAAAAAUAAGCUUGGAUGUUAUGAACUUGUGCCCAAUAAAAGCCUAUCGGCAGAGGAUUAUCUAAAAGCCUUCAUGGAGACAGAAGUGAAACCAUUAUGGCCUAAAGGCUGGAUGCAGUCUAGGAUGCUGUUUAAAGAGAGCCGCAAAGUACACAGUCAUCUCACUUCUGCACCUGCCAAGAAAAAAGUUAUUCUGGCCCCUAAACCCAAAGUCAAGGAAUCCAGUCCAAAAAAGGAGCAAAAAACCUCCACACCUAUCUCUACAUUGGUGCGUGUACCUACUCCUCACACAGUAACUCCAGUUCUUGGACUUUCCAGCUCCAAUUGUACCCCAACUUCAGAGACCAUUUGUCUGGAUGACUCUUUGGAUGAAGACCUUUCUUUAAAGCCACCUUCAUUAGAUUCUAUCUCAGAUGCAUUGGCUGUUCUAAAUAAUGGAGCUAGUGCUCCUCCAAGUUCAUGCAUUGAAACACCAACCUCAAGGCCUAGAGUUGCCUUAAGAGAAGAGAAACUUGCUUCUAUCAUGAGCAAGUUGCCAUUAGGUGGUCCUAAAAAAGCUGAUCAACCUUCACAUGCAUCUAGUCUAAUUGCAGGCCAUUCGGCCCCUGUACCAAAGAAACCCCAGGAUCUAGCAGUAGCCCAUUCCACGGUGGUCUCGGGGCUUAUUGCAGGGUCUUCCAUUCAAAACCCCAAAGUAUCUUUGGAACCACUACCAGCAAAGUUGCUCCAACAAGGAAUGCAGAGGUCUGUGCAGGCUGAAGUUUCUUCAUCUACACCUGUGAAAGUAAAGGCUUCAUCUGCAAUUCAGGCCAAAGCAGUGUGCUCUUCUUCGUCCUCCACCCCUUCAACAUCUGUAAUAUCAUCUUCACAGGCUCAUGUUUCUUCCUCAUCAUCACAAGUCCAGAAAGUUCCCUCCAUGCAGGCAGUCAAAGUUAAUCAGCAAUCUCCAAUUCAACAAAACUAUGUUACACCCUUGCAAGCAACUAUCAGCAAAUCACACACUAACCCAGUUGUACGACUAACCAGCAGUCCUCAGAUAUCUUCCACUUCUCCUGUUAUAAAGACCCCUGAAAAAAACACUGGUUAUCGACCUCCCUCUUCCCCCUCUUCUAGCAACCAGCAUGCUCCAGGUCCUCGUACAACACUCUUGUCUACCUCGAGUAAUUUUUUGGCGAAAAAUGUGGUUGUCCAAGGAUCUGCAUCUGGAUUUAAAUCCCCUUAUACUAUAGCCCCUUCUUGUAAGCCCAUUGCUAGUUCUUCCAGUUCUGCUUCUCUGGUUUCACAGAGUAUUACACAUCACAAGGUGCCAGGUGGACUUAAUAUUGGUCGUUCUUCACCCACAGUAAAUCCGCUGCCUGCUGGUAGAGGUACAGUAACAACGCAACCAAUAAAGAGCCCCUCUCUUCCAUCUAAGGUUCCAAACUCUUCUCCAAAACCAAACCCCCCAUCUCCGAGACUAACAAGUCCUUCCUCAAAAAUGCCUGUCCAGCCCUUGAAAAUACCUAAUUCUUCACCAAAAAUGCUAAGCCCUUCACCCAAACCACCCAACCAGCCUCUAAAGCAUUCGGUUCCAUCUACAAAACCACUUAAUCCGCUGCCACCUGGAACUGUUAAAGCUACAGUGGCUAAUGCUGUCUUGAAUAUUCCAAACAGAACAAAUUCAAGCUCUAUAAACAGGACUAACCUUACUCCUGGUGCAGGUAACGGAACUCUGGGUGCUACCAAACAGUCAACGCCUCAUAGACAACCAUCUGCCUCAGGGUCUCCAGUUGCAGCUGCCACUGUGCAGUCUGCAGCAGCAGCCUCUAUUCUUGCAAAUGCUUCACCUCUGACCCUUAUGACUUCACCGCUCUCUGUAACAAAUCCAAGUGUGACGACUGCUUCACUUGGCCCCUUUGGAAUGCUUGGCGGCUUGGUUCCAGUCACCAUGCCAUUCCAGUUUCCGUUGGAGCUUCUCAGUUUUGGAAGUGAAACCUCUGGUGUGGUAACAUCUCCAGGUUCUACCUCGGCAGCUUUCCAUCACAACCUCACUCAAAAUUUACUGAAAGGCUUACAGACCACCUCUCCGCACACACCCACGAUAUCUCACUCCAGUUUGCCUCCUCACUUGCAACAACAGUUCACAGAUGGAAGCCAAAAUAAAGGAGACUCCAAAUUAUCACGUAAAAAUCGGUGACAACUAAGAAAAUGAAAGUACAGAUCACAGGUUUAUGUUUUUCUGAUUGGCCAGGAGCUGCCCUAUCAGAAAGUGCUUUUCCAGCAGCACAAGCUGCCGUGUGCUGUCUAUGUUUACAUUACUCUUAUCCCAAGCACUGUGGAGAGCAGAAGAAUUACUUGAUCAAAAAGAGGAAGACUAUGGAUAAAGACUGGGCUGUGCAUGACUGGCUAUAAGAUGGUGCUACCAACCCACAAAGGCUUUUUUAUGAGGCACAAAAAUGAUGGAAGCAUACUAGCCCCUCCCUAAUACACUGAGUCACUGGUCAAAAAGAUUGUCUUAUUUUUGUUGCUGAUCAUAAAUGAAAGACAGUGCGAUCAAUAUUCAGAAGUUUGCAUUCCAUUCUAUUUUAUGGAACGGAUUACAGCACAAGUUUAACAAUGUUCAAUUUACAAAAAAAAAACCUGAGAACAUGUUGUCCCCCAUCCCUCUUUUAAAAUAUCAGGUAUUGAUGAAAUGGAGGAAAAUGAGAAGUGGAGACUUAUUUUUUUCAAUAAUACAUGUGAUCGUUAGAGAAAAUAAUUAUAAAACUGUGCCCACCCUUAUCUGUAUUUAGUUCCUGCCAUACUAGAUAGCUAUAUACAAAUCAUCCAAAAAAAAAAAAACAUAACAUAUUUUUCAAAAGUAGCUUUUUUAAAAUAUUAGAAUAUUACUUUACAAAUCAUGUUUUAGUGUGGGCAUUUUAACUCCCUGUCUUGAACAGGUAAUUUAUUAACUCAUCCAUAGGUUAAAGCAAGUGCUGCAUUGGCAGUUAAAUUAUACGUUUGCAUUGAAAUGACCAAGUUGAAAUUUGCUUAGGUAGGUUUGCACUGAUGUAACACAAACUGCACUUGUUAGGAUUACUUACUGCGCUACAUGUUUUUUUGUCCAGUACCAUAACAGUGAAGGAUUGUUGUAACCCUACAAGAGAAAAUUUAGGAAGAGAGAGGACUGGAAAGAUGGAUACUUUGUACAAUUAAAAUAUUGGAUGGUCUUGAACAUAGGUUUAUUUCACUGUUACAUCACAGAACUGACCAUCUAAUAAUGAAGGUUUAAUUGGGUCAUUUUUACUGCCUAGAUUCUUGAAAAAAAACUUUAAAGUUUAAAGCAACGUUUCAAUGCAAGUUACAUUCUUUCAGUUAUUUUACAGUGUUCAGUUAAAGGGAGGAUGUAAAGGAAAAUGACGUCUGCAAAGUCAUGUAAACUUCUACUGGGCUUCAGACUGGUGCUUGGAAGGUUUUCAAGUUUUAAAAAGGAUGCUAUGGUGUUACUUCAGAUUCAUCUGUUGCACUUGGAUUUAGGCUGGAGUUAUCACUGGUAAUUAAAUAUCCCAACGGGACAUUGAAUAAUACUUGCAUAAGUCUACAUUUGAUGGAUUUCCAUGAAACUGACAUUCCAGACAAGAACAUGGAGCACAUAAGACAUCUGAGUUGGACAUCCUCCAGGAUCUAUGAAUUCAUUUAGGUUUAAAGGUUAACUUUCUCCGUUGCCUUGCUUAUAUGACUUAGAGACUUGGUUCAUCCUAAGUUUAGUUAUUCUAAAAGAACUUUUAUCUGGCCACCCCCUUUCCUUGAUUUUUGCUACCAAAAAGCAAUAAUUCUGUCUUUCCCCUCAGUAGCAGAUAAUAGUAUUUCUUUGUGUAGACUCAUUGUUGCUGAUCAUUCUCUGCUUGUAUCAAGACAGCAUUAUAUGGCGGGUUUGGUACUCCUGCAUCUCUUAUAGACAGUCAAGCUGAACACAGAUGCUAACCCACUAGUAAGAGCAACUGCUGUGAGACAGUUAUCCUGCUUGGAGGGCAAUAAAGGGAUGGACCAUUUAUAUAUAAAUAUAUAUUUAACCACCACAGUUAACACAAGAAGACCUGUAUUUCAGCUGGCUAUUGGAGAAAUGCAGUGUAUAGUUUUAAACUUUAAAAAGUCAUCCUUGUUGCUGCUAUAAGUGUGACCUUUGCCGAAUUAGAAAAAGCUUCACCGUAGUUUUACAUUUGUUUAAUUUCACUCACCCUGUUGAACUAAAUCCGAUAACUCAUUCUUAUUUGGAGUUAUAUCGGCAUCCUCUUGGAAGGGUCAUUUAGCCACAGCCAUUUUAUGUCCGUUUUUUUUUUUAGGGCUUUUUGCAGGUCUAAUUUCCAGUUGGAUUGUUAGAAACAGAUACGAGCGGUGAUUAGUUUUUUUGCUUUCACCAGACCUAGAGAUUAAUAGGAUGCUGCUUUAUGCAAGACCGGAAGUAACUGUAAGAAUAACAUAUAGCUGUUGGUGAAAGUUACAAUUAGAACCUCUGGUCUGUGUCAUUGACACAGCGGCCACUAUUCCAUUAGGCGAAUGUUGUACUGCUUUGUUUUAGUCUCCAUCCACCCUUUGAAAUUACAGAUCACUAUUUAAGUGCCUUUUAUUUCCUGUACUUUAGUUUCAAUCCUCAUGGUGCCAGGUAUUUUUUAACCCUGUCUUCUCAGAGAAAUUUGGCAUUGAUUUUUUUCAUUACCUGCCACCAACACUAGUGAAAGACCUUAUUGUGAAGAGGAUCCCAAAUAAAAUGAUCUGACAUUUUCUACAUACUUUUCAAGUGAUCCAGGUAGUCUCCAAAAAAAAUGUAGUGUCCUGUCUGUUCUGUUUAUGUAUAUGUGUCAGUAAGAGGUGCCUUUUCUGGCAGUAGGGAUACCCAAAACCCUGGCAAUCCCGAAAGUAGAAUCCCGUUGAUCGUGGAAACGCAAAGAUUUUUUUGUUUUCUUUUUGAAAGGGGGGUCAAGUGGGUGCAAUUUUGGGGGCAAGAGAAAUGUGCAGAAACUUAGUAUUUAAAUAUUAAAAAUUAUUAAAAUUA
Xenopus tropicalis (tropical clawed frog) is the source of this 7114-nucleotide messenger RNA. RefSeq names its product ubinuclein 2 (gene ubn2). Bases 302 to 4279 code for a protein of 1325 amino acids. The record is from RefSeq and is a predicted model, not a curated record. The transcript is spliced from 17 exons. NCBI's taxonomy places the organism in Eukaryota, Metazoa, Chordata, Amphibia, Anura, Pipidae.